GCGCGAGAGCAGAGUGAGAGUGGCGGCGCGUGCCGGCGCUCUUUCGUGUACUGCGAGUUUGGAGAAAAAGCAUCUGAGACUGACGUCCGGCAAUGGAGUCUCUGUUUGGGGGCGAUCUGGGCCUCCUAGCAGGAGGUGAGGGGCUCAAGGAAGACGGCUGCGGGGUGGGCUGGUCCAGUGCCCCCCUCCCUGAUGAUAUCUACUCCGCCUCCCACUUUGCGCUCAUCACCGCCUACCAUGACAUCAAGAGUCGGCUCGCCGGCCUCGAGCGUGAGAACAGCAGCAUUAAGAGGAAGCUGAAGAUGUAUGAGAUCAAGUUCCCUAUGAUUGGCGAGUUCGGGGAGGACAGGAACUCGUACUGCUCCUUUGAGCCCAAGGAGACCGUGCUGCUGCAGUCGGAGAAUGAGAACUUGCAGCAGAAGGUCAACACCCUGACCCAGGAGCUCCAGAAGAGUAAAGAACGCGAAGAGCAGCUGGAGGACGUGAUCCAGGCCUAUGAGAAGAUUCACAUGGAGAAAAGCAAUUUGCAGAGGGACCUCGACAAGAUGACCACACUGGUGGAGAAGCACGUGGAGCGAAUCCGUAACCUCGAGUCAGCCCUGCGGCAGCGCGACACCUCCUUGCAGAAGCUCAACUCCCAGCUGCACAGCAAGGACAUGCAGUACUUGCAGCUGCACGCCAGCCCUGCCGUGUCCCACAUGCUGGACUGCCCAGCCCUGACGCUGCAGAGUUCCCGUAGCCUGGACACGCUCUCAGACCUGAAACUCCAGCGACUGGAGGCGGAGCUUGAGGGGGCACGGCACGAGGCUCAGGGCGCCUGCAGGAGGGAGGAAGAACUCAAGGCUGAGUGUGAGCGGCUGCAGGAGGAGCUCAGACAGCUGCAGGCCUCACAACGACAGCAGGAGAUCCCGGCGCCGUGUGAGAGGUGCAACAUGGUGUGGAUCAAGAAGGCAGGAGAUGAACAGGUGAACCUCGCUCUGGCCUACACAGAACUCAGUGAGGAGCUCAGCCGUCUGCGGGCCCUCAGCAGCAAGCAGAGCGAGAUCCUCAGGAAGGCGUCCCAAGAACAGGCCAGUCCAGUCCAGCACCACUCGCCCAUCCCCCACCAGCGGCACUCUCCCAUCCCUCAGCGCCACUCGCCCAUCCCCCAGCGACACUCCCCCGUGCCGCAGCGCCGAUCUCCGGUGCUGCAGCGCCUGUCGCCAGACAUACACCGGCGCUCCCCGCAUGCUGAGCCCAGCGACGGACCCGCCUCGUAUUCAUGCCGACCCACCAGCCACCACCUGCGCGCCAGUUUCCAGGGUCGCCGCAGCUACUCGGAGGUGGCCGACCCUUCUGCCUACCAGCGUCCCCCACGCUUCACCUUGGACCCCGUUUCCACCCUCCCCAAGCCCCGGCCCUAUGCCGAGGGUUACCCUAAGCAGCAGCACGGGGGGCCCCAGCCCGGGGUGCAGGGCAGCGGGGGCAGUGUGGCAGGAAGCCCUCGCCAUACCCGAGAGCUCCCCUUCCCUCUCACAGAGGUGCCCCACCUGCGCUUCGAGCCACCGCCUGCCCAAACAACCCUGCUGCCACCACCACCACCACAGUCUUCAGAGGAUGAGGAGGAAUGGGCCUGCGCUCACUCCACCAGCCCACCUCGUACCCUGGGCUCCCCCGGCGCUGCUGCCAUUGCCAUCCGCGGGCCUGCUUCCUGCUCCACCUUCCCCAUUCCGACGGGACCCAACACGCUGAGCUGCCACCCACCUGGGUACCUGCACGCUGACCAUGCCCAGUCCUGGCCCUCCAUCAACCUGUGGAUGGAAACGGAGGAGAAUGACAUCAGGAGCUGCCCGCUCUGCCAGCUCGUCUUCCCCAUCGGUUAUCCUGACGACGCACUCAUCAAACACAUCGAUACUCACCUGGAGAACAGCAAGAUCUGAGGCCCUCCACCAGGCCCCACUUGUCCCAUCCCUUCGCGCAGCCUCUGAGGGCUUGUGGGAGCGUCGCCGGUUCGAUGGCCACCUGUCUUCAGAAUCGAGUCACAGAAGGCAGCGCCGGGAGACUGUAGGGCCACCGCUGAGUGAUGGUCAGCUACUUCCCGCGCAAACCUGAUGGGCCGGUUUAGAUGAGCACCCCCGUGUGGCUUUCUUGCAGGACAGCGAGGGUGGGUGCUGCAAUGGGGGGGGCUACCGGGAAGACGGGAAACCCGUGCGAUAAUUCACGUUUGUCUGCACGCGUUCAUGUUUGUCAUGUGGUCAGUUUUUGCAAUUGUGUGAACCAUUGCUGUUGUCUGUGGAACGUCCUGCCGCUCAGCAGCACCUUGGUCAUUCUAAAGUGUAGUUCCACAAAACUCACGCACGCACGCACGCACGCACGCACACACACACACACACGUGUGCCAUUACAAGAUGUUUUUAAAGAAGUAGCAACAGAAUAACAGGAACAACAUUCACUGACUCACUGCCAGCAGGGCAACAGCACAUUUAUAACCUGUACAAAACCAGAAGAAACAUACUUAACCAAUUUAGGAAGGUAAAACCAUGAAGGGCUGCACUGUGGACUGGUUCACACUCCACCUGCACACUUAUGCACUUGACUAAAACUAUGAUAAUGAUGCUUUUGAACUGUUAAAUGUUAUUUUCUUAUUACCUUCUGGUUUUUACUAAGGUUACAGUGAAGCAAGCAUCGUAUGACCACGAUCACCGUGUUCUGCAUUAUUUCUUUGUUUUAUUGUCAUCGUCUUCUGAAAGUGAAUUUGUACAGCCGGCAGCGCAAUGGCUGGCCACAGCCCCCACAUCCUCCUCUUCAUCUAAAGCUCCAAAUGCAUCCGUAAGGUUCUUCUUUGGUUGCACAGUUUGAGCCAAUCUUUUCUCUGCAGCCUCUGCUUUGGUUCUUUUCCUUUCUUGAGAGUGUGUUGGAGAACAAAUCAGAUAUUCCAAGUUGGAUUUAAGCACGUCGUGUUCUGUCAAGUCCGGCAUUUCAGAAUCAGUAUUGCGGGGUGGAAAAUGUCAAAGCUGUGGGUCUCUGAAGCGAAGCCAACAUUUAAGCAGCCGUCUUACAAAGCGGCCAAGUGACUGACUGGGUGACACUUGUUCCAUAGACUGGCAUGUUGAGCACUUAGUGCGCUGAGAUACAAGAAGGUUGAGAACUUGAUUGGUUUAUUGCAGCCUGAAGCAUUACACUCCCUCCACCAGGCUUCAUAGCUGGGAUGAGUUCUGAUGUCGGUAUGCAGUGAUUUGUUUCCUAAAAAACUUGAGAUGGAUGCCAUUAUUUUGUUUGAGAGCAGUAGUUUCCUCCCUCGUGACCUCCCAUGAACACCACUCUUCAGUGGUUCAGUGUCUUUUUUAUGGUCAACUCAUGAGCACAGCUCUUCUGCUGAGCUCCUCUGAAAUCUCUUUUCAUGAGAUAUGCCAUAUGCCAUAUAUGAAGUUCCCUAUAGCACUGCAGCAGAACACUGUUGUGAAGGGAAGGUGACCAGAAUUAUGUGGCAAGUCAAACCCACACCUUAAGUGACUGGGACAAUUCAUUCAUCACUCUGGACACCUGGCUCCAGUUACCCUCUUUUCAGUAAUUCCAAAGGGUUUACAAACUUUUCCUUUUGACUUUGUACAAAGACACAGCUCACAUUACUGCCCAUUUUUUUCCCAUUCGAUGUACUGAUGAUGCUCCCUCGAAUGGCAGUAAAAUCUUUGCUAGGAAAAAAUGCAGAAAACCGAAUAAUGGUGUCAGUCCUCCAAAACUUGCCAUUUUCUCUUUUAUCUGUAACCAUUAGUGUCUGUACCAAUCACAUUGUUCAGAGAAUUUUUAACUUCAGACUGAGUUUUCCUUGUAUGAACAUUCAAGGGUUGAAGAUCUUUCUUUUAGGAAUGAUUUGAAUUUUGUUGGUUGCUCAUCAGGGGCCACAACCUGUCUCUUUCACGUUCAAAACAAGUUGCUUUUAUAAAAGUCAUUCUUACCAGAAGAGCUCUGUGACAUGAGCGCAUGGUACAUUUCGCAGCUCCGGACAAAGUUCCCCCCUGCUGCAGUUGACAUUUGUUCAUUCCUGCGCUUCUGUUUGGAGAAGAUUGUCUAGCAAAAGCAACGCCUUGAAAAUGCACCGAAAAUAACUGCUAUUGCUGAACCAAGUUGGGCGAUUCACGUUUUUCUGCAUUUCCCUUAUCCGUUUGUGAGCGUAACCGUGGUAAAGGCAUUGUGACUACUUCUUUUAUCUUCACAGCUUUGUUAGUCAGAUGCUGCUGGACAAAUGCGACAGACGCUGCGGUGAGUUAAACCGAAAGUGGCACCUCUGUAGAUCAGGGUGCCUGUCUGAUCCCUUUGUGGGAUGGCAUGUUCCUGUCUUAGUGCUGACAUGUCACACUGUGUCACACCUGCUCUACCUUUACAGCUCAUUUAUACCCUGCUGUGACUUCAUACACACUAACGUCCACAGAGCUCAGGUGCAGUUAAAUGGUGUGAAACAGGGGGUCGUUACGCUUCAGAGCCACAGCCUUUUUCCUUUGAUGUUAUAGGUCUAAAUUUUCAAGUAAAAAAAUUUUUCAAGUGAAAAAAUUGCCCAGCUGUUUAAAUUGGUAAAUCGGUAUAAGUAACUUAGCAUUGUAAGUCACCUUGUUGAAAUGAAUAAAUGUUAAUGACCUCUAAUAGCCACAGCAGUUACCCUCUUGGUUGGGAUUUUCUUCUUCUUAUAUGUUUAUUUAGUUGCCUGUUGGCUAAUAGAUGACACACAGAAGUGACUUGUUUUUGAUGAAUAGAAAUUUAACACUGACUGGUUAUAUACACUGAAAAAAGUUAGUUCUGUGUUUGUUUUGCCAAUGGGCAAAGAAGUGUGAAGGAAGAACCAGUUGUGUAGGACAGCAGGUUAAAAAGAAAUUUCCAGUAUUUCUUUCAGAUUAAUUGACCUUUCAGUCUUUUGAACAUUCAGUGGGUUACAUUAAUAUCUGUGCACAAAUUAAAUAAAUACAAAACACAAAUAUUAAUGGGUGCGGUGUAGUGUCAGAGCCAACCGGUCAGUGUCUGCCAUGUUCAUUGCAGCUCUGUCCAGGUAACAGAUCACACUUUCUUUCUGUAUCCCUAUUACAACUGAGUAAAUGUGAAUUAAAAUAUGAAUAUUCGUAUUGUUUCCCAGUACAAGUCUGGGUAGCUAGAUUAAAGUUUAAAGCCUUUAUUUUUUAAUUUGGUUGGUUGAUUUAGCUACCCUGUUUCACAGUUCAGUUGGGCACUGCUAUGCUACUAUAAAUUGCUUUUUAUUUAUUACACUGGGUGUUCGAAGAGAUGCUCCACUUCUUCAGUAUUCCUGUAUUUUGUCAGUGUUUUUUUUAUCCGGAUUGAUGAAUGCUGCCUUUUGGAAAUCCUAGUUAUAACAAAAGGUGGUGUUGAAAUUCUGUGCUUCAUGAGAUUUCAAUAAGUCAUCAUUUUAGAAUUUCAGAAUGACGGGACUGGAAAGGCACACCCUCAUUUCAGACUUUCACCUACCGAUUUUUCUAUUACCAGUACGAUGAGCUCAGUGAACAGGUCUGGAAAACCAUCCAGGUUACCUUUAUUAAUACACCUAUGCUUUGGAAAAGCAAUACUAACUACUCAUAUCUGUUUAUUUGUCUGCUUGAAUCCUGCUUUCUCCUGUAUAGUUUAAUGACUCCAUUUGCUUAGCUGGCAUUUUCUCACUGCAGCUUGAGUCAAGUUCCAAGAAAGCGAAAGUGAGCAAAACAACCUGCGGUCAAAAUCCACUUUAAAAUACGCCACAGGCAUCACAGAUAAUUUUUAAUCAAAUUUCUUUUUAAUGUUAGGUUGCUCAUUGUAGACCCUAGAUUUUUACCUAAUUUUACGUGUGAU
Molecule: messenger RNA, 5805 nt
Organism: Scleropages formosus (Asian bonytongue)
Lineage: Eukaryota; Metazoa; Chordata; Actinopteri; Osteoglossiformes; Osteoglossidae
Gene: tbkbp1
Product: TBK1 binding protein 1
Exons: 10
Coding region: 93-1919 (608 amino acids)
Cellular component (GO): cytoplasm
Source: RefSeq, a predicted model, not a curated record